This is a messenger RNA of Closterium sp. NIES-67, 986 nucleotides long. The record is from the annotation of a GenBank genome assembly. NCBI's taxonomy places the organism in Eukaryota, Viridiplantae, Streptophyta, Zygnematophyceae, Desmidiales, Closteriaceae.
ACAUAGAACUCUUGAGAGAGAGUGAUGGUUCGAGCUUCGCGAUCCCGCGAGAUUUCCAUCCCAAGGUAGUUCUUGAGUUCCCCGAGGUCCUUCAUGGCGAGAGCGUCCCCAAGAGCUUGCUUAACAGCUGCCAGCUGAUCGGAGUUCUUGGAGACGAGAAUCAUAUCGUCAACGUACACGAGAAUGAAGAACGGGUUCUCGUUCUUGCGAAUGAAGAGACUCGGAUCGGCUGAGGAGGGGUGGAAGUCGAGUGACUCGAGGGUUGCCUUCAGCUUCUUGUGCCAUUCCCGAGGAGCCUGCUUCAACCCGUAGACUGGUCGAUUCAGCUUCCAGACCGUGCCGGGUGGAAAGGGUAAGGGAAAUCCUUGAGGACGCUCCAUGUAGAUGUCCUCGGGGAGAUCCCCUUGGAGAAAUGCAGCAGAGACGUCCAUGGAGUGAAUGUCAAAGUUGCAUCGAGCAGCGAUGUCCAGCAGGGUCCGAAGCGUGGGCAGUUUGGCUGUCGGAGAGAAUGUGUCGAAGAAGUCCAGGCCCUUCUUCUGCGUGAAGCCUUUUGCACAGUAUCGUGCCUUGAAGACUGGGAGUUCGCCGGGCAGCUGCUUGACGCGAAAAACCCAUUUGCCACGGACAAUGGUUGAGCUUUGGGUGCAAAUUUGCCGCCAUGGGUGCGACGUUCCUGAGGGUUGAGGAGGACAUAAGCGGUACACCCCCAUACGCGGAGAGCACGUGCACUGGGCUUGGUGCCGGUCCACAGUUCAGCGGGAGUGAUGGAAGGACGAAGAGGGUGAGGGUGAAGGUUGUACAGCAGCGUGGCAUGAAGGAGGGCGUAACUCCAAAUCCAAGCAUGGAGGAGCGGGAGAAGUGGCGGGUGGAGGAAGUGUGUCGGGCAGGUGAAGAAGCAACUUCUUAGACGCAAGUUCGGAGAGCAUGCGGAAGUUGGGAUGUCCGAGACGAUGGUGGUAAAGAAUGGUUGGGUCGGUGAGUUGACG